GAUCUAGUUUUAUUUUACUAACAAUUACAGUAUCUAAAAGACAAUGAUCGAAACAUUUUGAUUCACAAUAUUUAUUCCCCUUCUGGAAUUGAUCAGGUAAUUUGGUGUGGUCCUACGCUGUAUCAAGAGUAAAGUAUUUCGUAAGAAACAUAUCGAAUUCGAUUGUUAAUUAUACAAUCAACUCUUUAUAUGCACCCUCUGUAAACGCAAGUGCACGCUUUUGCUCAGCCCCGAAAUUUACACGUUCUCUGGUUGUUUACACUCUAUAAAUGCACAUCCUCCCUUAUCUCCUCAUCUUUUUUCUUUUUUAUUUUAUUCAACUGGUGACUAUGUCUCCAUAUUUUUUUUUUACACAUGGUUAUUUUUACGUUCUUGGAAUAAACAUGUCUCUGAUAAAAUUAUUACAUAAUAUAUUAUUACGUUCUUGCUUAAUAUGCUUCAUAUUUCUCGGUAAAGAUGGGCUAAACAGCUUUGAACUUUGACUUAAACUUUAUUAGCAUAAGAUAUAAACUCACAAAUUAAGUACAAACUAAUCUCAGAAAAUACAAAGUGAAAAAAAAGUAAUAGAAACAUUUAAAAUACUACAUUACACCUUUAUCUAUUCCUGUAUGCCCCGACUUAUUUAAAAUACAGAGGAAGAAGUAUAUUUUCUCCGUAAAAAUUGCUACGAAAAUUUAUUACUUGAUGUAUAGAUUAUCAUUAACC
This is a messenger RNA of Rhizophagus irregularis DAOM 181602=DAOM 197198, 705 nucleotides long. Lineage: Eukaryota; Fungi; Glomeromycota; Glomeromycetes; Glomerales; Glomeraceae. The record is from RefSeq and is a predicted model, not a curated record.